AUGGCAGACUCUUCUCAGGGUGACGUAGGCAAAGGAAGGAGCUCCCUGCCUCGACGCGGGCGCUCGCUGCUGGUAGUCACGAACGACAACCAGUAUACGCUGGCGGGCCCGGGGGCAGACGGACCCGAUCGCCAGGUGUCUCCGCCGGUCUCAGAGGCGGGCGGACGCAGCUGGGGGAACGUCCUCGUGACGGCGCCGAGAGAAGGGGCGGGCGCUGCGACCGCCGGCCCGCGGGCGCUGCGGCGGCUGUCGUUUCACACGCCGGCGGCGGGACAGCUCACCAGCUCCUACGGCAUCGGGUCGAGUGGCGGUCAGGCGACGCUCCUCCGCGCGGGCUCGUCGAUCUUUGGCAACGCUCAAGGCAUCGCCCUGACCCCCGCGGCGUCAUAUGCGCCUGGACACCCGGGGCUUUCCAGAGAAGCGCCCGGCGGCGUGCCGAUGCACCAGCGCGAACAGAGAGGCCGCACGCAUCUUCACUCCGCAGAUCUUUUCGACCGCACGAGUCCAGUGCAAAAGGCCCGCCAGUCCUGGACGUGCACUCUGCCCGCGGCGCUGGACGCGGACUCGCACACGCUGCUGACCGGUCCCCAACUCGACGCGAGUGUGGGCGAUGCCUUCACCGCUGGCCCCCUGGCGCAGACGCCGGACGUGCAGCAGAAACUCAAGGCGCAUUUUCCUGCCACCUGGGGCUUGGAGUACACCGAGAUCGCCCCAGGCCCCGUGGACGCCGGCGCUCGCAGCCGCGUUGUGACGCGCCUCGGCAUCGUGCUGAGUGGCGGACCGGCGCCUGGAGGCCACAACGUCAUCGCGGGUCUCCACGACUUUGUCAAGACGAAGCACCCCGACUCGGUGGUUUUCGGCUUCAUGGGCGGCCUCGAUGGAGUCACGAACAAGAAAUACAAAGUGACGACAGACGAGCUCAUGGCGCAGUACCGCAACCAGGGAGGGUUCGACAUGCUCUGGUCAGGGCGCGGGAAAGUGAACGGCGAAGAAGAUCUGCAGAAGGCGAAGGAGGUCUGCGAGAGCCUGGAGCUGCACGGGUUGAUCCUCGUGGGCGGCGACGGCUCCAACAGCAACGCGGCGCUGCUGGCUGAGUAUUUCCAAGUCCACUUGCCUUCCUGCGCGGUGGUCGGGGUCCCCAAGACCAUCGACGGCGACUUGAAGAGUCCGCUCAUCGAGGCCUCCUUCGGCUUCGACACGGCGGCGAAAACAUACUCGGAGCUCAUCGGAAACCUCUGCACUGAUGUCAACAGCUCGCAGACAACGUAUCACUUUGUUCGCGUCAUGGGGCGGAGCGCUUCGCACUUGGUGUUGGAGUGUGCGAUGCAAACACGCCCCAACUUGGUUUUCAUCGGCGAAGAAGUCGAUGAAUCCAACAUGUGCCUGGCGGACAUCGUGAAGCAAACUGCAGACCUCGUCAUCAGCCGUCUGGAUGCGGGGAAGCGCUACGGUAUCAUUCUCCUUCCGGAGGGCUUGAUUGAGUUCAUUCCCGAAAUGAAGCUCCUGAUAAAGGAACUCAACGAAGUUCUCAGCUCCAACAACGGCGAAUUCUCGCCGGACAAACUGAAGCAGUCUCGCCAUGUGUGGGACUACCUCCCUGAGAUGAUCCAAGACCAGCUGAUGAUGGAUCGAGAAGCCACUGGAUACAUCCAAGUGGCGAAGAUUGCGACAGAGCGUCUGUUGAUUCUUCUUCUCGAGGCCGAGCUGCAGAAGCGCGGCUACGACCCCGACAGUUGGAGCUUCAUGCCGCACUACUUUGGCUACGAAGGCCGCUGCGCCAUGCCCUCCAACUUUGACGCAAACUACUGCUACUCUCUAGGAUACACCGCUGGUGUGCUGGCGGAGAAGGGGAGGAACGGCUACAUGUCGAUUGUGAGGAACCUGGAUCAACAUCCUUCGCUGUGGACGCCGGCGGGCGUGCCGUUCACGAAGAUGAUGUAUAUGAAGCAGGACGCACAGGGCAAGGACUUCCCCGCGAUUGUGCGCUCGCUGGUCGACUUGAACGGCCCUCUCUUCAAGGUGUUUUGCGAGGUGCGCGACGAGUGGAAGCUGAGUGACGUCUACAGAGUGCCAGGGCCGAUUCAGUUCGCAGGCGUGACAGCCGAUGAGCCCUGCUACGCGGUCAUGAUUCCGUCCGCAGAAGAUCUGCUUUCGGGCGCCGACCCGCGAGCCAACAUCGUCUCCAACCGGGGCGUGGUGCAGAAGGAGCUGGGGACGUACUCGUCGCUACAGCAGCAGCGUCUGUUGUUUCUGCCCUCGCUGCCGCCGAUUUGCCAGGACAAGAAGGCGCGCGCGCGGCCUUCGAAGCAGAUGUUCUGCAAGGACCCGUACACGCAGCGGCAGGUCCUGAUGCACUAUCCGUAUCUCUCCAACAGCUCGUUGUUUUUCCUCCACGACGUAGGGCACGACAAAUACAUUCCGCCGAUUGGCUUCGGUCUGCGCAUCGGCCUCGUCUUCAUCUCGCGACAGUCGCCCGGCGUGGCGAACGUGCUGUGGGGUCUCCACGAGCGCCUCAAGUUGGUCCAGGGGAAGUGCAUUGCCUUCUUCGGCUUGAACGGCCUCGCCGAUCGCAAGUACCUCGAAAUCGAAGACGAGGAUCUCGAGCUCUUCAAAAACCAGGGAGGCUGCGAACUCAUUGGGCGCUCGACGAGCCACUCGCUCGGCAGCCGCGAGAUGCAAGAAAAAGUCAGACAGACCUGCGAGGCCAUGAACCUCGACGGCCUCGUCAUCCCCGGCAGCGCCUUCGCCAUGUCUGAAGCCGCCCUCCUCGCCGAGUACUUCCUCGCCAAACAGUGCAGAACUUCCGUCAUCGGCAUCCCCGCCACCGGCAGUAACAACUUGAGCGGCGAGUUGAUUGAGACUUGCAUCGGGUUCGACAGCAGCACGAAAGUCUACGCGUCGCUCAUCGGGAACGUUCUCACAGAUGCCGCUUCGAUGCCCAAGUACUGGCACUUCGUCCGCCUCAUGGGACGCCAGCCUUCACACGAGGUCCUCGAGUGUGCGCUGCAGACGCAUCCUAACUUUGUCAUCAUCGCAGAGGAAUACGGCGCUGCGGACAAGACGCUGCUGCACGUGGUGCAGGACAUCGCCGACGUAGUCUGUCAACGCGCAGAGAUGGGGCGGAACUUCGGAACUGUUUUGAUACCAGACGCGCUGCUCAUGCACCUGCCCAACAUGAAAAUCCUCCUUGCGGAACUCCGCAGCAUCUUGAAGGAGGCGAGUGCCAAAGGCGAAAUGAAGAAGGCGCAGCAAGACUUGAACGACAUCUCAGAUGAGAAUUGCCCCGCGAACUCGUGGCGGAAGCGCCUGACGCCGUGGAGCGCCGCGCUGUUUCGCACUUUCCCCAAGUUCAUUCGGCGCGAGCUGCUUCAAGUCGACAUGGGCGAGAUUCGAUUCGAGCGCUUGGAGACAGAAGAGCUUCUAGCGCAGAUGGUUAAGGAGGAACUCGAGUACCGAAAAUCCGUGGGACGGUACAGCGGCAAAUUCCAGGCGGUCACCCAUUUCUUCGGCUACCAAGGUCGUUCCUCCAUGCCUUCCCAGUUCGAUGCAAACCUCGCGUUCGCGUACGGGCACUUGGCAUCGAUUCUUGUCGAGUCGGGCGUGACAGGCCACUGCUGCAGCAUUCGCGGGCUCUGCGGUCCGGUUUCUGAUUGGCAUUUGGGCAGCAUUCCGUUUGUGACGCUGAUGAAGCUCGUGCCGACGCCGCAGGACAACCCGACGUUCGCUGCGAGCGACUCCGCGCUGCGCAACACCGCGACAGACAUCCGCCAGCAGCGCUCAGUGAUGACAGACUUGCCCGUGAUUCCCAGCGCCGAAGUGAACCUAGAGGGCAAGGCCUACAGGUGGAUGAAGACGGCGGCCGAACAGUGGACGCUGGAGGACCGUUUCUGCAAUCCAGGCCCCAUCCAGUUCACAGGCCCUGCGGCGAAUUUCUUCAACCGCGAGCUGUUUGAGGAGCAGGCAGAGUACUUUGACAUGGUGUGCCGCGUGGAGUGCUACACGAACAUCCUGAAGCAGACUUGCACGUUUGGCGUCUCCGACAGCUUCCUGAAGAACGCCUACGUGUCGCUCACGGGGCUCCUGAUGCUGGCGUUCCAUCCCGACGAGCUGACCAGCCGCCUGCCGGCGCUCUCCGUAGGGGACGAAGACGCGCAGGCGCGCGAGAACGCAGGCACCGCCCCGUCCUUUGCGCCGCUGAGAAGUGGAGAUAUGCUCUCCUCGGGCUCCUCGAGAUUCUUCAAGCGAGAGCUCACGAUGCAGCACGGCGGCGCGAACGACUUCAGCUGA
This is a messenger RNA of Besnoitia besnoiti, 4287 nucleotides long. Its product is annotated as 6-phosphofructokinase. The transcript is spliced from 19 exons. Gene Ontology annotation, cellular component: cytosol. Gene Ontology annotation, molecular function: 6-phosphofructokinase activity; diphosphate-fructose-6-phosphate 1-phosphotransferase activity; ATP binding. Gene Ontology annotation, biological process: glycolytic process; fructose 6-phosphate metabolic process; response to glucose. Lineage: Eukaryota; Apicomplexa; Conoidasida; Eucoccidiorida; Sarcocystidae. Bases 1 to 4287 code for a protein of 1428 amino acids. The record is from RefSeq and is a predicted model, not a curated record.